Suillus paluster is the source of this 1041-nucleotide messenger RNA. RefSeq lists its product as uncharacterized. The record is from RefSeq and is a predicted model, not a curated record. Lineage: Eukaryota; Fungi; Basidiomycota; Agaricomycetes; Boletales; Suillaceae. The transcript has 5 exons. Bases 1 to 1041 code for a protein of 346 amino acids.
AUGUAUCCUCAAGAAUCCACCCCCGAAGGACAACCCAAUGCCCCUCCAGAAGCCCCUGGACCCAGGAUGUCGAUUCAAUGGCAAAGCCAAAAUGCCCUCACUGAUGUCUUGGUGAACUACCUAACCACUCACCCCUCUGAUUAUAGGAUCUUGUUCUAUUCCAAUGGGAAGAAAAAGAUGUCUCCCAUUGAUGAUGGCCCCUCUGGCAGGGACAAAGGCAAUAUCCAUGGCAUCAUUGCCCACCUCAUUUUUGCUGAUCACAUUAAGUAUGGCCCUGCAUACCAUCACAACCAGAAGAAAUUUUGUGAUUCAGUCACCAACUGCAUCUCAGGACUCAGAACAAGAUACAAGAAGAACAAGAGCCAAUUUACCGCCACAGGCGCUGGCAUUGUGCCACUUGAUGGGGCAUCUGCACAAAAUCUACUAGAGAAGGAUGGAGCGGACAGGGAAACAGGGGGUCGGACCAAUAGUAGGGAUGUCUAUGAAUGGUGUUGGGAGUGGCUGAAUUGGGUAUAUGACAAAAAAGUUUGUGUGGACCUUCCAUGGUACUCAGAUCUGGAUGUGAUCUGGCACAGCAAUCCCUCCAUGGCAGAGAAGAUGCACUCAUCUAAGCCAGGCAUUGAUCAUGCAGGUGCCCUGUAUUCACUUGUUCAACCACAUGGUGGGGCUGGUCUCUCCACACACUUUGUCAUUACUCCCCCAUAUCCCCCCAACACUCAGCCCUCCCCCAAUGCAUAUCCACUGCCCAGCACACACUUGCCCCCCAGUGCUUAUCUACCCCUCAACGCACAUCUGCCCCCCACCACAUAUCCUCCAACUGCAUAUCCUCCCAAUGCAUACUGCCCCUAUACUGGCAAUCCCCUAAUUGAUCCACAGCUUCUCCAACCUCCUACUCCCUCUGGUACCUCUCCUGUUCACCUUCCCAGCAUUAAUAAUUCCCCUGACAUCACUAUUCAUGAUGAUUUUGGACCUGCCAAUGAUAAUGACUUGCAUCCAGAGAGUGCUGGUGUCAUAUACCUGAUCCGACCGCUCCAAUAUUGA